GCGUACCGACAGUUCACGUGUGGUGAAAACAUCAGAGCAGUUAGUUGUUUGUUUUUUGCCCCCAGAUUUCACGAAUAUUCGAGUUUUACGAUAGAUUUGCAUUAUAAAAUUUAACAAAUAUGGCAAACGACAGCGAUGAUGACGUGAUGGACGCGUUUAUUGACAAAUUCAAGACGGAGAAGUAUAAGAACGCGUUCAAUGAAGAGACCUGGGAAGAGGAGAUGGACAGAAUUCCUAUUUUUAUGACUAAAGCUCCAGAUGAAAUUGACCCAAAGAAAUACCCCGAACUGGUGGCUCUUCAGUCAAUGAUCCAUGAUGAGGACCGCACCCCAGAAGAAAAAGCUGAAGAUCUAAAAAAUGAAGGCACCUCUUACUUUAAAGCCAAGAAGUACAAACAGGCGGCCAUGUCCUACACAGCGGCUCUGGUAAUGAAGAGCAAAAAUCAGGAUCUAAAUGCAGUCCUCUUCUCCAACCGGGCUGCAGCACACUUUCAUCUAGGUAAUAUGCGUUCUGCAUUAAACGAUGCUACGGCUGCAAAGAAGUUGAAGCCAGAUCACCUCAAAGCCCUGGUUAGAGGAGCCCAGUGCUGCACAGAGCUCAGAAACUUUGGAGAAGCCUUAAAAUGGUGUGACGAGGGAUUGAAACUUUACCCCACAGACAGAAAACUACAGGAGCUCAGAGCCACAGCAGACAAAAAUAAGAGAGUGUCUGACAGAGAUGCAAGAAAAGCCAAAGCCAAACAAAAGAAGCUACUCGGGGAGAAGGAAGCUCUGCUCAAGGCUGUUCAGGACAGAGGUAUUAAGUUCCUUCCCUCGGUGCGACCUCGGUGCAGCUCUGACAGUGACGAUGAUGAAGAUGGUGAGCCUUCCACUCGUGGUCUCUCACAGCUCAGUCUGGACGGUCUAAAUUCAGGAGAGGUCACCGGAGCUCAGGUCUAUCUCAACCAGGAGGAUGGCGCCCUCUACUGGCCAGUGCUCUUCCUGUAUCCUGAACACCAGCAGAGUGACUUUAUCUCUACCUUCUGUGAAAACCACUGCUUCUUAGAUCACCUGACCGUCAUGUUUGGUGAAGAACUUCCUCCUUGGGACACGGACCAUAAGUACUGCCCUUCAGACCUGCAGUUAUUUUUUGAAGAUGAACAAAAAGAGACACUUUACCAGGUCGACUCGCAGACUUCACUUCUACGGGCUCUACAGCAUCAGCGGUAUUUUGUUAAAGCGGGAACGCCAAGUUUCAUCGUGUUGGUCAAAGGCUCACCGUUCUGCAAACAGUAUUUAUCUGACAAGAAAGUUCACAGUCUCAAAUAAAAAUGGAUUUAAACUUGUUCAACA
Molecule: messenger RNA, 1331 nt
Organism: Periophthalmus magnuspinnatus
Lineage: Eukaryota; Metazoa; Chordata; Actinopteri; Gobiiformes; Gobiidae
Gene: ttc4
Product: tetratricopeptide repeat domain 4
Exons: 10
Coding region: 120-1307 (395 amino acids)
Molecular function (GO): Hsp90 protein binding
Source: RefSeq, a predicted model, not a curated record